AUCAAAACAAAUCACAAUGAACAACUGUCAAAAUACUUAAAAAAUGUUAUUGUUGCUUAUUUACGCUGAAAUAUCGCCCUUCAAAAGUGAAACAUUUAGAUUUACAAUAAAAAAACCAGCAAUAAUGGAAGCUUUUCUGCUCAAGGUUGUAUUCUCUUAAAAAUUGCUCAGUUCGACAAUAUGCGUCCCCAAAUAAUCAAUUAUUCCCUCACGGAAAUAGUGAUAUGCUUUAUCGUAGUGGGCUACGCGGCCGUAGACCUGGUUCCUUGUGAUAAAACCCGAAGGAUAUUCCAGACUUCUUGGGGAAUAAUCAGUGAUGGACCCGCGGGGUCAAACUACACCCAAGACAGUCACUGUGAAUGGUUAAUCAAGGCCAAUGACAGCAACAAAUUUAUAACAUUAAAGUUUCAAAGCAUGGGCACUGAGUGUUCUUACGACUAUGUGUUUGUGUACGACGGUGAUUCGUUUAAUUCUCCAUUAUUAGGCAGCUUUAGUGGAAAGACUGAACCCCAAGAAGUGAUCGCUACUUCUGGAUAUAUGUUAAUUUUGUUAUAUAGUGAUACCAAUUACGUAUUAGAAGGUUUUAAAGCGGAGUUUUCAAUAACCGAUUGCCCCAAUAAUUGCUCGAAUCAUGGAGUGUGUUACGACCACAGAUGUGCUUGUGAAACGGAUUGGGGAGGCUACGAUUGUUCAAGAAAACUGUGUCCAGAUAAUUGUGGAAGACACCUAAUGCAUGGACACUGCGACCAAGGCCAAUGUGUAUGCAGGGCAGGUUAUUCAGGUGAAUCAUGUAAUCUAUACGAAUUUGAUUCAGUAGGGAACAAAUGGCAUUGGUUAUCUCAUUCGGAAGGAGGUCUUCAGCCUCGAGCCGCACAUUCUGCAGUAUAUAUAGAAAUUACUGAUGCUUUAUAUGUAUUUGGAGGAUAUAAUCUCAACACUGUCCUGGGUAAUUUAGAGAUAUAUAAUUUUCAAGCUAGCGCUUGGAGGGAUGAGUAUGGUGCAAUUAUUCCAGACACUGGACUAAUUAGUUCCAUUGAGCCCAGUUUAAUAGCGAAAUUAAUAGAACAUGCUGGUCCUGAUUGGGAACAAAAAUGGGGGAUCAACAGUGGAACUUCGUUUUUAAGAAACCUCCUGUAUGCUGGGACUGAAAAUACUACACACAUAAGAAGAAGACAGAGACAUUCGAGAGUGCCAGAUGAACAAAAACCUGCUCCCAGAUAUGGUCACUCAGCUUGUGCUAUAUCAAAAGGAUUUGUAUUAUAUGGAGGGAAAUUACACAACGGCAGUCUAGCUAAUGAUUUAUGGUAUUAUAACGUGCAAACGAGACAAUGGCAGCUAAGAGCGACAUUAUCUAAUGUAGUUCCUCCUCGUUUAACCAGACAUACUCUUACGUGUGCUAACAAUAACAUCUACUUGUUUGGUGGAAGCACAGAAAAUGGAGAGUUUUCUUCAUCAUUGUAUAUAAUACAGUUAUUACCCGAUCUUGAUGAGUUUUGGGAAGAGAUAAAACCAAGAGGUGGCAAGCAAUUGGACGUUCGAGUUGUAGCUCAUACAACUACAUAUCACCCUCAUUCUAAUUCGUUAAUAGUUUAUGGAGGAAUUGUACCUGGAGUUGCCAGAUUUUCUAAAUUAUCUGAUAGGAUGUUCGUUUUUCAACUUGACAAUCUGCACUGGACUGAAAUUCAUUAUACAAGAGAACAUUUACGAGAAAAAUUCGUCCCGAGAGAAAGAGCUUUUCAUACAGCCAAUAUUUUUGGUAAUUACUUAGUUGUGUUUGGAGGAUAUUCACAUAGGCAUAAUAAAGAAGAAAUUUGCUAUGACAAUCAGAUGUACUUGUACCAUUUGGGCUGCCAUACUUGGGUGAAUCCUGAUAUCCUUGGGAAGACGAAUGAUUCCAGAUAUCCCAAACAACAAGGAGUAUUCGCCCACGCCUCUGCCGUCCGUAACGAAAACACCUUACUCCUAGUCGGUGGCUACCACGGCAACGUAAACGGAGACCUCCUCGCCUAUACCGUCCCUCCAAUGGUAGCAACCCGUAAAGGGGAGCCGUACUUUCCAGAAGCCGCAUGCGCACGCCACAAGAAUUACGGAGAAUGCUCCGCGGACCCAGAGUGCGGUUGGUGCUCCGCUGACGAACAGUGCUAUGGGAGAACCAUAGGAGCCAACUGCACAACGAACUUGCAGACCACGAAAUGUCCGGGGAUAUGUCCGGCCCUUGGAGAUUGUCAUUCGUGUCUGAUUCAUGGACAUCCCUUACCUCAGAACUCGCCCAUGGCGUCAGCUGCACACAAAUUAGGUUUGGAACAAUGUACGUGGUGCGUCCAAAAUGCUAGAUGUCAUCACAAAGACGACAACUACGGAGUGUGUGGAUUACAAGAAGACAGCCCCAGCCAAAUACCUGGAUGGUGGGGAGCCAAAGGAACAGAAGUAGUGAGGCCGGAACAAUGCAGAGAGUUAGACAAAAGGCCGGGGUUGACGUUCGUCAAGUAUCAUUAUCCAGUCAAUUAUUCACAACCUGACAACGUUGCAAUUAUUAAUGCCACAACGGUGGAUUUCAUAAGUCCCACUAGCUCCCUACCGCGGGGCGAUUUCUCCAGCGGAGGCGAAAUGGUAGCACGGCUUCUAGGAUUUCUCAGACUACCUACCUCUUGGCAAGAGAUGCUCAACGUCUGCGUCAGUUUUUGCUCCGCCACUCUCAAUCUUUCGGAUCACUUGGUAGCGAAUGUUACUCCAGAAGUUAAAGAAUGCAAAGCAGUUAAGUGGCCCGACAAUUUAACUCUGGAAAGAAUACCGGUGGAUUUUAUGGCGAAGAAGAUCGUGAAUGUACAGGCGGCGUAUUCCGUUUAUAUGCAACAGAGCAAGAUGGAGUUACUACAUUACAAGGACUCAGAUGAUGCUCCCAAGGUUUUUACAUUCGAAUACCUCGAACCAUACGCCAACGGAACCUGCGAGCAAUACAAAAACUGUCUUCACUGCUUGACCGACUCGCAAUGUGGCUGGUGCGAGCUCACCAACUCUUGCCAAUCCCGUUCGAUAGAAGAAAACGUCAGUUGCUCAGUCGACGGAAACUGGCAGUACCUCACCCUGCAACCGAGCGCAUGCUCCAACUGUUCGAACUACAUAUCGUGCGACUCGUGUAUUCAGUCGAAUUUGUGCGAAUGGUGGAUCGAAGACGCGAGAUGCCAGAGAAUUGGACAACGGGUGGAUGCUGCGAUAACGUUGGAGCAAUGUCCGGUGCCCUGCCAUCAAAGGACGGACUGUGGGUCUUGUUUAGAUCAAAAAGGUCGAUGUGUGUGGUGCCAAGCAACACAACAAUGCUUCAGUUUCUCAGUAUACACCAGCGAGUAUCAAUUUGGACUAUGUCGAGAAUGGAUGGAUCAAGCCUUCCCUUUGGUCGCCAGACAAGAAAACGGAAUACUACCAGUACCUAAGACUCAAGAACAAUGCAAGACCUGUUCGAUGCACACAAAUUGUUCUACUUGUUUGAGCGCUUUGAGUUGCGGAUGGUGUUACAACAGUUCCAAUCCUAUGACAGGUGUUUGUGUUCAAGGAGACUUCAACAAUCCUCAUGUCAAUUGUUCCAUUGCUCUUAAAGCUGCCGACGCAAAAUGGGCAUACGCUCAGUGCCCAGAUGUCGAUGAAUGUGGUUUAGGACUACACGAUUGCCACGAACAAGCCAUCUGUACCAAUACAGAUGGAUCUUUCAGUUGCCAUUGCCGCAAAGGAUAUAUCGGUGACGGAAGAAAGAAUUGCCACAGAACCUGUUUCAAUGUUUGUGUCCAUGGUAUAUGCCAAGGAGAACCAGAUUAUUCGUGUAAAUGUGAUAUUGGAUGGUACGGAGAUGACUGUUCGAAAAAUUGUGGCUGUAACAAUCAUUCUGCCUGUCCGCAAGGCGAAGGAAUUUGCGAGGAGUGUGUUGACAAUACAAUGGGAGAAUUUUGUGAGGAAUGUAGACCGGGUAGCUAUGGAAACGCCACCAGCGAACAAGGUUGUCGCAAAUGUGACUGCAACGGUCACGGCAACAAAGACAAAGGCGAGUGUGACAUGGAUACUGGUGUCUGUUUCUGCGAAGACAACACAAGAGGUGACCAUUGCGAAAGAUGCAAAAACAAAUACUUCGGAGAUCCCAAAAAUGGGAAACAGUGUUACUAUCAAUGCGACAGAGGUAUUUUGAGAGACUCUCACGGUCAAGGAAUUAGUUCCAGACAAGCUUAUAUUCCUCCUUGGGGCGGUACACCUACCAGAGAAUGUUUGUGGAUUAUUAAACCGGAUACUAAUAUUGGAACACCGAUAAUACAAUUACAGAUCAAUUCCUCACAAUUAAACAUAUCUUGUGGUGAAAACGCUGUGUACGUGUUUGAUGGAUUACCAGAACUUGUUGAUAUGGGUAGCCAGAGUCCGUUAUCUGCAGUUUUUUGUACUGAAGAAGCUCUAGCUUUGGGCACCGUGGAAUCAAGAACAGGACAGCUUACAGUUCAUUACAAGCAAGGCGAGCCAGGCGAAAGCUUCAGCGCCUUCUAUAAAGUUAUCAGCUGUGAUGAUUGCCGUCCACCCAGGGAGUGCAGAAACGGCCAGUGCGUCUGCCAAGACGGUUACGUCGGUUUCGACUGUGAACAAUCGAUUUGUCUUGACAAUUGCAACCACGACAAAGGACAAGGAUCUUGCGACAAGUCUUACGGAAGGUGCUUGUGUAGCGCGGGAUGGACUGGACCCUCAUGCGGUAUAAAGAAAACCAAAACUCAGCUGACAUUCACCGAACUAUUCAACACAGUCAAGCUGUCAGAGUCAUUGGAACAUUUUCGAAAAACCCUACCCCGCUUCGGACACUCUUUGGUGUCGGAUCGUAGAGGAGCGCUCUGGAUGUUCGGAGGACUGUCCCUCUCACAUGGUCCUCUAAACGAUGUUCGACUUUUCGACACGAAGAAUUUGACAUGGAUGCAGGUCACCAUAGAGUCGACGCCUGAUGCCAAGAUGCCGAUGGGAAGAUAUUUCCACGGAGCCGAUAUCGGCCAUACGCAGACGAUUUAUGUUUAUGGUGGGUUGUCGAAGAAACAUAAGAAUUAUCGGAAUAGGACUUUGGAUGAUUUUUGGCAGUUUGACAUACAAAAUCAAAGGUGGGGCGAAAUUGAAAAGACUGACGUAUGGCCUCCAGCCCUUUCUGGACACACUCUCACAUACCAUAAAUCACAAGAAAGCCUCAUUCUGAUAGGAGGUAUAUCCCCUCAAAACGGUUUUCUAAACCUCGUUUGGGCUUACAAGUUCGGAAAAGAGCAGUGGGUGCCUAUCAAUACCAAAGGUCCAGGGCCUCUAGGAAUAUUCGGCCACACGACUGUUUAUCAUGCUCAAAGUAGUAAUUUGUUUGUGUUUGGCGGUGUUGUAUACGAGAGGCAGCUUUCGACAAUUUCUAAUAAUCUGUAUAUGUUUAAUUAUGAGAACAGGACGUGGACGCAGUUGAAUAAUCUUGGAUCGACUCUACAUUGGCCACGCCCGAGAUAUUUCCAUUCAGCCAUUACAACUGAAGAUUACAUGAUAAUAAUGGGUGGCAAAAUUUACCCAUGGAAUAUUACGGACACAUUAUAUGCUUAUUCAUAUAAUUGCAAUAGAUGGAUGAACUUGAUGUCAAAUGACAUUGAAAAAAUUGGCCCGUUCCCUACCCAAUCGUACGCACAAGGAAUGACGGUCGAACCCGAUGGAGACGCCAUCUACGCCAUAGGUGGUUGGGGCAUAGAGACCCAAAGUACCGUACUUCGAAUUGAACUGCCCACAGAUUUGUGCAACCUCUUGCCACGACGAAUAACUUGCUUAUAUAUGUCAGGCUGUGGAUACUGUGCCAGUAAAGUCGGUGAAGAUAUUAUUGCUGAACAGUGCCACUCGAAUACGAAGGAGUGUACUCUAGAAACUCCGGAAAAUGCCUCUCUAGUAACGAAUGAAAGCCAAGUGUGUUCCCUUUACAACAUUUAUCAAACAAGUCCGAGUAACUGUUCUACAAUUCAAGACUGCACAAUUUGCAUACAGUCAGGUUCCUGUUCUUGGUGCCAGGGAGUGUGUACGAGCAAUGCGAAUAAUUGUAAUUCAACGUUAGCUAGCUGUCCAUACAAUAAAUGUACUGCUACAGACUGUAUACAGUGCCACCAAAUGCCAGGCUGUGACUGGAGUUAUUCUAGACGACAGUGUAUGUCAGUGACUCAAGAGCAAGAAGCCAAUUCAGUAGCAGUGUGUCCUCAACCUUGUAUCAACUACUCAACCUGCUCCUCUUGCCUGGAAACCCCCGAUUGCCGGUGGUCGACGCAGCUGGACGAAUGCGUAUCCGAGUCCUACCAAGACGUAUACUGCGCAGGCGGAGUUUGCGGAUUAGUUCUACGCCCGGACGAGCGGCAACACUGUCCGGAACCUUGCAACUCGUUCACUCAAUGCUCGAGUUGUUUGAAGCAUGCUCCUUGUGGAUGGUGCGCGACGCCGGGUUUGAGCGGGGAAGGUUUCUGCGCAGAAGGAUCCAAUGUGAGACCGAUGCUGGGCACGUGCGAAGAGGUCUUCUUGGAGAAUCAUCGAAAAGUUGGAGAAGUGGAAGCGAUAGAGCCAUUGAACAAUGUGACAUACAGCUGGCAUUACGUCAAAUGUCCUCCUGAAGACGAAUGUAAUAACGGUCACCACACAUGCGCAAUAGAAUCGGAAAUAUGCGUAGAUCUAGAUGAAGGCUUCGAAUGCAACUGUGGUGAAGGUUAUAAGGACGGAGUUAAUGGCUGUGAACCUGUUUGUCCAUUAGGCUGUGUCCGUGGUCAAUGUAUUCAACCUAAAAAGUGUCUUUGUGAUUUUGGCUAUGUGGGUGCGAAUUGCAGCAUCCAGUGUCAGUGCAACGGGCAUGCUAGCUGCGAAGGCCCCGAUAAGUUGGAUAAAUGCUUAGUUUGUCAUAAUAAUACCAUGGGCGCUCAAUGCGAAAAGUGUAAACCGCUUUUUGUCGGUGAUCCAGCCGACGGUGGUGUUUGCGUAUCUUGUUCGGACUAUUGCCAUGGACAUAGUUUGAUCUGUGUGGACAACAGCACGGAGAUCGAUACGGGAGAUUAUAUCGACUACGAAUUUCUCAACAAAACUUUAAAAGAAGGUCCGAAAGCCAACGCGAAAUGUCUGAGAUGCGGGAAUUUGACGUCUGGUGCCAGAUGUGAUGACUGUAUUAGAGGUAACUUCCGUGGUACUGAAGACCACAGAGAUCCUUGCCGUCCAUGCGAUUGCCACGGUCACGGAGACACGUGCGAUCCCAUCCAUGGUGAUAAAUGCAACUGCCAAAACAACACGGAAAGCGACGUUUGCCGAGGAGUAUCAGAUAAAAACUCCGCUCAUCCUUGCUGGAUGGUGCAGUGUUCGAAAUGCAAGGAAGGUUAUUUGGGUACGCCCACUUCCGGCCAUCAAUGUUAUAAGCAGAUGCACGUGGAUAAUAAGAUGUGUUUUGAUGCCAAACCCAUGGAUGAAUGUAAGAUGAAGCCCAACGCACUCCAUCCGGGUGAAGUAGUAUUUUUCGUCAUUCAACCCCGAUUCAUGAAUGUGGAUAUACGUAUUAUAAUCGACGUAACCCAAGGAAGGUUAAAUGUCUUUAUGAGCACUCAUGAUGACACUUACGUCGCCUCUCGGAAUAACACUAGCGGGUUUAUAGACGUCGAUAUCGACAGCAUGUACGGCCAUUGGGAGAAUGGGACUUUGAGGUCGAAAGAUGUGUACUUAGAAAGAGAGGCUUCGGGAUACAAAACCUACAUUACCAUUACUCAGCCGAAGACCAUUUUGUUGGUCAAGAAGUUGCAGGAUAGGCUCGUUAUUACGUUGCCAGAGGAAUACCACAGCUUAGAAACAACUCGCUUCUUCCUCGUUCUUCAAGCUCUCGAGCCCACCGACUCGGAGAAGAAAGUCGCUUACGGCAUCGUUUUCUCCCGUCAAGAUCAACUUCACAUAGAUCUUUUCGUAUUCUUUUCAGUAUUUUUCUCUUGUUUCUUCCUAUUCCUAGCCGCUUGCGUGGUGGCUUGGAAAGCGAAACAGGCAGCCGACGUGCGUCGCGCGAGAAGGAGGCACGUCGUGGAGAUGUUGCAUAUGGCCAAGAGGCCGUUUGCCAGCGUCACGUUAAAUCUUAGCGCCAGGACUAAGCCGAAGAAGUCGGCGCAUCAUGAUCUGAGGCCUGUAGCUGUAGAACCUACAGGUGAUGGAGUGGCAGCGGUAGCCACAGUAUUUGUUAGUUUACCAGGAGGCCAAAGUGCGUCAGUAAAACUCGCUUUAGCGUCUUCGUUGAUAUUACUCGCCAGGCAGUUCCCCACCGGGGGGAGGAUAUUUUUAAGGAGGCGGUCGAUACACGCCGCGCCGCCCACAUAAGUUUUUAUAUGUUUUUUAUUUUGUAUAUUUUAAGUUUGUUAUUAUUUAUGAAAAAAUUAAAAAUCCAAAUACC
This is a messenger RNA of Diabrotica virgifera virgifera (western corn rootworm), 8422 nucleotides long. RefSeq names its product multiple epidermal growth factor-like domains protein 8 (gene Megf8). Gene Ontology annotation, molecular function: protein binding; calcium ion binding. Bases 181 to 8349 code for a protein of 2722 amino acids. NCBI's taxonomy places the organism in Eukaryota, Metazoa, Arthropoda, Insecta, Coleoptera, Chrysomelidae. The record is from RefSeq and is a predicted model, not a curated record. The transcript has 24 exons.